This is a messenger RNA of Phyllostomus hastatus (greater spear-nosed bat), 6322 nucleotides long. It is a transcript of the gene NIPA1, whose product is annotated as NIPA magnesium transporter 1. Gene Ontology annotation, biological process: magnesium ion transport. The coding region runs from base 35 to 1009 and encodes 324 amino acids. Gene Ontology annotation, cellular component: membrane. The record is from RefSeq and is a predicted model, not a curated record. Lineage: Eukaryota; Metazoa; Chordata; Mammalia; Chiroptera; Phyllostomidae. Gene Ontology annotation, molecular function: magnesium ion transmembrane transporter activity. The transcript has 5 exons.
CCGUGCGCAGGCGCGGAGGGCGGGCGCGGGCGGAAUGGGGACUGCAGCGGCGGCAGCGGCGGCGGCCGGGGAGGGGGCGCGCAGCCCGAGCCCCGCCGCCGUGUCGCUCGGCCUGGGCGUGGCUGUCGUGUCGAGCCUGGUGAACGGGUCCACGUUCGUGCUGCAGAAGAAGGGCAUCGUGCGUGCCAAGCGGCGAGGUACCUCCUAUUUAACGGACAUUGUGUGGUGGGCAGGCACCAUUGCAAUGGCUGUUGGCCAGAUUGGAAACUUCCUGGCUUACACGGCGGUCCCCACGGUCCUGGUGACACCCCUGGGUGCCCUUGGAGUGCCAUUUGGGUCCAUUUUAGCCUCUUAUCUUCUGAAGGAGAAGCUCAACAUCCUGGGCAAGUUGGGGUGUCUGCUCAGCUGUGCAGGCUCUGUCGUGCUGAUCAUCCACUCCCCGAAAUCUGAGAGUGUGACCACGCAGGCCGAGCUGGAGGAGAAGCUGACUAAUCCAGUGUUCGUGGGCUACCUGUGCAUCGUGCUCCUCAUGCUGCUGCUGCUCAUCUUCUGGAUCGCACCGGCGCACGGGCCCACCAACAUCAUGGUCUACAUCAGCAUCUGCUCCCUGCUGGGGAGCUUCACCGUGCCUUCCACCAAGGGCAUCGGGCUGGCGGCCCAAGACAUCUUCCACAACAACCCGUCCAGCCAGCGGGCCCUCUGCCUGUGCCUGGUGCUCCUGGCCGUGCUCGGCUGCAGCAUCAUCAUCCAGUUCAGGUACAUCAACAAGGCGCUCGAGUGCUUCGACUCGUCCGUGUUCGGGGCCAUCUACUACGUGGUCUUCACCACGCUGGUCCUGCUGGCCUCCGCCAUCCUCUUCCGGGAGUGGAGCAACGUGGGCCUGGUGGACUUCCUGGGGAUGGCCUGCGGCUUCACCACCGUCUCCGUGGGGAUCGUCCUCAUCCAGGUGUUCAAGGAGUUCAACUUCAACCUGGGCGAGAUGAACAAGUCCAACGUGAAAACGGACUAGCGGGCGGCAGGGGCUGGGCUGGCGCGAGGAACGGGGAAGUGGGCAUGGUUUCUGGUCCCAACAGGGUGGGAGGGACAAGAGACCCCAAGUCACUGGGACUAGAGUUGCUCGUCUGUCAGGGAGCGGUCUAGUGGACGGGGCGGGGGGGCCUGGCCCUCUGUGGGCCCGAAGUUGCCGCGUGGUCGCCUGGGCGUCAUCUCUCUGAGCGGAAUCUCACGUGCAUCAUAACGAACCUGGAAGCUUUCAUGACUACCCUUUCUUUUCAAAUGUUUUACCAUUCUUUAAGUAGAAAACAGAGGCGGGCUCCGUGUGGUUAGUCCUGGCAGGCCAGAUGUCCCUCCUGGGACCAUCACUUUGGACGUGGAGUGUGUCGAACCUGACUCUGUACAGUAAAUGCAUCCGUAGUUGUGUUAUUUUGCAUUGAGCCUGUAUCCCCUCGCCCCGAUGAAGAGGCGUAUACAUUUCAUUGUUUCUAGCCCCCUGAGGAGCUGACUCUCCCUCCCCCACCCACCACACGCUGACUGCGGAUGCAGACAGGAGAGUGGCCGGGCCCACCACGCUCCGUUGCCAGGAGGACUCUCCGCAGCUUCGAUCAAUUUCAGUGCCUUUACCACUUGAACUGCUCACUUAAUUUGACUCGGACUGUGUGUAUGUUCUCUUAGCUUAGAGUAACGCCACCUCCUUGAGUAUUACUUCACUGUUUCACUAUUUAACAUGGAAAGGUGUCGAGUGGUUAUAAGUGACUGGAUAUUCGUUUGUUGGAAGACAGACUGAAGACACGUUAGAGCGAUCGACCCUAUGAGCAUGCAGUUCUUGCCCAACUAAAGACGGUUGACUUAGUAGCAUGAGGUCUUUUGUUUGCAUUCAGUCUGUGUAACUGGGAUCCAGUAUCAAGCAUACCCACGUUCUCUUUCAGCGACCACUGGGGCCACGCAGGAGAACUGAAUUAUUUAACUUGAUCAUCAGGCUGUGAGAGCAGAGGGUGACUGCCCAGCCCCGCACAUAUCAGGUUCCCUGUGGAGCGGGAACAAGCUAAGGGACACGGACAAGCUGCGGCCAGUCAACCGGGAGCGCCCAGCGGGAGAUGCAAACGAUUCUCCAGCGGAAAUGAGAACCAUUUCAUUUAGCCGGCUCCCUGUUGCGAGAGGUGGCGGAACCCCCUACAGUUACUCACCCGACUCUUCUUAAAUUUCUGAAAUACUGAAGAGCCAUUAAUUAUGCUGAUCUGUGGGUCAAAGAGACCAUUCAUCUGUUUAGAGUAACCUCCCCCGUGUAUCAAAGGGAACAAAGCGCAGAGUGAAGUGUUAUUUCAUCCAGAUACCGUGUGCUUCGCCUGCGGUGUUUUGUCUAAAUAGGCAGCUGUGCCGCCUUGGAGGGCGGGGCAGGGCGACGGAGAUGAGCCGAGGCAGAACAUGGAAUCUGAUAAUACCCAACUACAGUCAUUCACUAGAGAAAAAGUAUGCUUUUCCGGCCGAAAGAGAACAUUUCUAAAGGCCCAAGGAAUAGUAUCCUCAGGUGUUGGCCAAAGAGGCUGAGCAGAACGUGAUGCUCGCACAGAGUGAAGAACACAUUUGUGAAUUCAACGUCCAUGGGACGAUCGUGGGUUGUCAGUGACUCAUGAAGUAAGAGCAGCAACAACAUUAUUUAAACAGUUAAAAAAUAUCUAUUUACUGAUAGUUAAUAAAUGUUCAAAAAGUUCCUCACUCUUUCGAUCAGCUCGCAGAGGUUUGUUUUUUAAUCUCAGUAUUUUAAGGAAUGCAGGCCUUAAUUUAUGGAACUGAACUUUCCGAAAAAUCUAAUGUAGCCGUGUUAGUUUACUUUUAGGUAUACAAAUAGUUCCCCAGGUCAGGAUUCCUCUUUGAGAAAUUGAAAGAAUACGCAUGGCAAUACGCUUAUACUGAGAAAGGUACAAGUUGUGCCAAAGUUAUUGGUUUUGCUUUUUGUUACAACUUACCUAGGAAGCUUAGCUGAAACUCCUUUGUUGGUGUUCCUUAUUAUAUUUUCAUUCGCAAUUAUACCACAGGUACUCAGAGGAGAUGUUUUCAGGAAAAUCGUCUCCAUGAUUUUUUUAGAGUAAAACAAAACCCUCAAAGUGUUCAUGACGCACCUUCCUUUGAAGGCAGCUGGUCCCAGGCCAGGUGGGUCUCCCAAGUUCAUGUCUAGUCAGCAGAUGAUCUUGGUCGGAGAUGCAGCUUUCCUUCUAGUGGAACCAAGGUCACAUUGUCCAUGGCAUUUCACGUGUGGCACUCCACCCUCAGAGCAAUGGACGUGACCGGAGCUCUAACAGCCUAAUUGUCAACCUUGACUUCUGACUUGACCACAUUUCUCUUACAAGUCUGUGUGUCCAUAAUUCAUUUGGAAUGGCAAAGAAAAAAAGUUUGGAAGUGAGAGUUUCAUCAAGGGCCUGCAGGGGUCAUGGGUGUCUGCAGAAGUAAACACACAUAAAACAUUUUCAUUGUCAGCCUAUCCUUUGGGUUUUAUCUCUGAUAAAACGAAGAAAAAUACCUACUGUGUGCUUGUUUUCAAGCUGCCUUGGAAAUGUUUUUGAUCACAAUAUGCAGAUUUGCUAUGGAGAGAUACUUAUAUAGGCAUUUCUCUCCUCUCCUAACUUGGAUGAUGCCUUAUUUUCUCAUCAGAAUCUGGGCAUUUAAAAAGGUUGCUCACGGAUCAAGUGUAGACUGUAUUAAGGGUUCCUACCCAAACCAAGUCCCAUACCCUCCCCGGGCGUUGAGCUGUUCUGCAGGGUGGCUCUGUCUCUGCAGAGAAGGUUCUGGGGACAGGGGUGGUCAGCUCCUGGCAAUGUGUGGGGUGAGAUCUGCCCACAGUGGGAACUUCAGGGAGGACCCUCCUGGUUCAGCAAUAAGAAAUACUCCAAUUCCUACCUUUCCAGUCUGUUUGUCACACUGAGUUUCAUUUGCAAAAGUCCAUUCCGGCAGUAGCAGGUUGGUCUUUGUCUUUUCUCUGGGACUCACGUCUGCUAGAAAUGAGUGCUAUUACAGGAUACGGUCGCCUCUCCUUAUCCUUCCCCACAGCUCAGCUCUUGGUAGCUACGGGGCUCGCUUCCGGAGGACAGUUCCUAGACAGGUGUGAAGCACCCGAGGGGCAGCGUCUCCCAGGUGUGGGCGACCACUUCCGGCCCCGGGGCCCUGAGGCGUUAAAGAGCACAGGCCCCUGGCGUUGGGAGAGAUCCCUCUUUUCCAAGUUGCUGGACUCAUCUCCAAGAGCUGAGCAAACGCUGCUCCGGUAGGUGGCUGAUCCACACCUGCGGCUCUUUGCUGAUGUGACCUUAAUCUUGGCUUGGGCUUCCGUUGAAUGAGUAGACAACGGGGGAAGUGUACUUCUGUUCAGUGCUGUUCCCAACUGUCUGCUGGGCCCCAGGGGUCUGCAGGAGUCGUGCUCACUGUGUGGGACAUAGGUCACGCAUGGAGCAGGCUUGGAUGGAGUCUUGGUGUUCUGCUUUCUCAGGGACCACACAUGCAACAUUCACUCAUUAUCACGGGCCUUGCUUCCAAGAGUAUGUCUGUGAGUUUUUCACAUGUGUCACAUUCAUAGCUAGAGGUCCGUGAACGUGAGUGCAAAGGGGAAAGGUCAUGCGCACACACCAGUCACUCCACAAAAUGGUUUGUCAUAUCAAAUACCUCAAUAUUCUCACUUCCACCUCACAUUUGUACUGCUGAUGAACUUUAACAGUCAGCCCUUUAGCUUUCAGUGAUUUAAUUUUUUUAAAGAUUUUAUUUAUUUAUUUUCAGAGAAGGGAAGCCAGGGAGAAAGAGAGGGAGAGAAACAUCAGUGUGUGGUUGCCUCUCACACGCCCCCUGCUGGGGACCUGGCCGGCAACCCAGGCAUGUGCCCUGACUGGGAAUUAAACCAGCGAUCCUUCAGUUUGCAGGCCAGCACUCAGUCCACCGAGCCAUGCCAGCCAGGGGUUUUUGGUGACUUUUUACAUCUAACCGGAUUCUUAUACCUCCAUUGUGUACCUGCAAAGAUUAAGAAUAAUAGUGAUGGGAAGAAGGAUUUGACCCAAUAUCACGCCUCAUUUAUUUUCAUAUAAGUUUCUCACAUGCUGAUAAAUGCAACAAAAGAAUUCUAUUUUAAGAAAAUGUAACCUUGUUACAUAAAAAAAAUAAUCAUCUAGUAAAAAGGACAUACUCAGUAGAACAAGGAUCGUGUAAAUAACAUCUAUUUCUAAUGUAGCCAGUGGGAUAGGAACAUAGGCUAGAGCCCAGAGCAUGACCAGGGAGAAGGAUUUAUUAGUUCUUUUCUCUAUUUGUUCUUGAAUCGUGCAACUCUAGGUGAGUCACUUUACCUUUCUGUGCCUCAGUUUCUCUACCUCUAAAGGGUUGGGUUGGUUCUCCAAAUCGACUGUCCGAGGGUGCUUGUACUUGAGCCGGUGCCAGCAGCCUCGGGUGACAGUGUCAUGUGCAGGAUGGCCUGGGGGUGACCAGGAACACUCGUCUCAUCCGGGCCUCCUGUCUGCUCAGGACGAGGCUGUGGACGUGCAGCUUCAAGCACUGAAUAAUAAGCAAGGGAAGCGCUGGCUGUGAAGUUUGCGUCAUUUCAUGAAGCUUUAGUUUUCUUCUUUGUUUAUUUUAAGAGGAAGAAUGUUCUAUGUUCCACUGUAAAAUAGGGAGGUUAAAUGGGGACUUGGAAAGCAGUGCUGAAUGGUCACACUCUGAUGGGGUGAUGCGCUUCUUCGGCAUCCUCCGUAGGUUUCUGUUCUGCAGGAGAUUCCACGGCUUGCAAACCAGAUCGACUCUGUUGUGUGAAACGUGCUGUGAAUGAUGCUGAACUUCGUGCUUUCCAGCCACUCCGCCCCGACAGCGGACUGCCUGACACCAGGUGACGGUCUGGCGCUGCUGGACCACUAGUGCCAAAGGAUCUCUUUGAAAAGUUUGGCAUUUCUUUUACUUAUCAGCCUAGAAUACUUUGCUCCCCCCCCCCCACCUUCUGUUGGUGUUUUUGCACUUUGAAAAAAUUUAAGGUUGCUAGUUUUUGAGAACCAUUCCUGAGUCUUUUUCAUUCACUGUUACUUCCUUAUAAAAGGGAACAUAAUCAUGAAAGAGAAGAAGACGACGAAAUUUAAACAAUGUAAAAUGUGGACGGGUUGCAUUCAAAGGUUUCUCAUGUAAACGUCCCGGGAGCUUCCGAUGACCACGCUCACACAUUUGUCAAUGGCUGACUUGCUUACAUUUUGCUGUAUAGAACUAGUCAUAGCAUGUAAUUGCCUUAUGUAAAUAAAAAGGCUAUUUGUUAAGUUUUCCAAUAUUUAUUAAUCUGGAUGUGUUUUAAAAUAAAAUGACAUUUCUAGCCGAA